AUGUUUAAGCAAAUUGUGACAAAAGCUGACUUGUGUCAGCUAUAUCUAGAUUCUAAUAAAGAUCUGGCUACAGCAACUAUCCGUUUAUUGGAAUUAUUAAACUUAGAAAACGACGAGAAAUCAAUUGAAACAGCGGAAGAACUCUUUCGAAUUCAUGUUGUCCAACGAAAGUCAAGAUUAAGAGAUUGGCAACAACAUCAUCGAUCAACUUCUUGGUAUGCAGAAGAAGUACCUGUAGAAUCACUUUUCCUUCAAUUGGCGACAGAUAAUCAAAACGAAAAUAUUCCAACAGAUGACGAUGAUGAUAAUGAGUUAGGGCCUACUCAAUAUCUUGGAAGCACGACAAAAUUUUCAGAAUUAACACUCGAGCAAAAACGAUAUCGGACGUAA
Messenger RNA from Didymodactylos carnosus, 390 nucleotides. The record is from the annotation of a GenBank genome assembly. NCBI's taxonomy places the organism in Eukaryota, Metazoa, Rotifera, Eurotatoria, Philodinida, Philodinidae.